AUGUGUGUUAACUUCGGAGAAUCACAGCCUUUUCCGGCUUUCAGCUCACAACAAUCUCAAGAUGCACCAUUAGAUCCACCAGUACAGACACCGGCUGCCCGUGGUGUAAGGCGCAAAUGGAAUCCAGCAGAUGACGAGGUGCUGAUCAGUGUGUGGCUUAAUACUUCGAAAGAUGCAAUUGUUGCAAAUGAGCAGAGGUCGGGGGCCUUCUGGAAACGGGUUGCUGCUUAUUAUGCAGCAAGUCCCCAUGGAAUAGAGGAUGGUGGGAAGGAGCACGGUUGUUGCAAGAAGAGGUGGCACAGAAUUAAUGAAGAUGUUAACAAGUUCUGUGCCGCAUACUCAGCAGCAGAGCGACAAAUGAGAAGUGGUGAGAGUGACACUGACGUUCUGAAGAAGAAGUGGCUCAGCCUCAACGCACCCACGACUGCUGGCGUUUCGAAGAGGAAGAAUGUGGACGUAAAUUCCCAAACAUCUAAUACUGAAGGCUUCGUUGAUGUUGAGAGCAGGCCCGAAGGUGUCAAGGCUGCUAAGGCCAAAAGAAACACGGGUAAAGGGAAGUCUGUGGCUGAGAUUGCGACCGUUUGGGAAAUGAAGAAGGACGAUUUGGUGAGGAAGGAGAGACUGUCGAGGCUAGCAAUACUAGACACUCUCCUUACCCGUACUGAACCAUUGACUGAGGCGGAAGUUGUUGUGAAGAAUAAGCUCCUAGCGGAGUUAUUCUAA
This is a messenger RNA of Brassica rapa (field mustard), 723 nucleotides long. Its product is annotated as glutathione S-transferase T3-like. The record is from RefSeq and is a predicted model, not a curated record. NCBI's taxonomy places the organism in Eukaryota, Viridiplantae, Streptophyta, Magnoliopsida, Brassicales, Brassicaceae.